Messenger RNA from Psilocybe cubensis, 852 nucleotides. RefSeq lists its product as uncharacterized. Gene Ontology annotation, cellular component: nucleus. The record is from RefSeq and is a predicted model, not a curated record. Gene Ontology annotation, biological process: regulation of transcription by RNA polymerase II. The coding region runs from base 1 to 852 and encodes 283 amino acids. Gene Ontology annotation, molecular function: cyclin-dependent protein serine/threonine kinase regulator activity. The transcript is spliced from 4 exons. Lineage: Eukaryota; Fungi; Basidiomycota; Agaricomycetes; Agaricales; Agrocybaceae.
AUGGCAUCCAUACUAUACCCAUUGGCAUCUCUAUCUCAAAUUGAAAAAACACCGUCAAGGGAGGACGGUAUUCCUGAAGACUUGGAGGAAGAUCUAAGAGCAUAUGGUUGCAAGUUGAUACACCAAGCUGGGAUCCUCUUGAAGCAGAAACAAGUAGCGGUUGCUGCUGCUCAAAUACUUUUCCAGAGAUUUUGGUUUGUUAGUUCCAUGAAACAAUUUGGUGUUGGUGAUGUCGGUAUGGGGGCCCUGUAUCUGGCAUCUAAACUGGAGGAAUGUCCACUCAGAAUGCGAGAUCUGAUUAACGUAUACGACCUGCUCCUGCAACGUGCUUCGCACUCCCUUAGCUCCAAAUCUGACCAAGACUUCCGUUAUCACCCUAUGUCAUAUUUUGGCUCGACGUUCUACGAACUCAAAGAUGCACUUGUUCUUUCUGAAAUGCAGAUACUGAAGCGUUUGGGCUUCAAUGUACACGUUGUACUACCUUAUGGAACUUUGAUCAGCUACCUGCGCAUUUUGGGACUGGAUAAAAACACGGAGGCUUGCACGCGUGCAUGGGGAUACCUGAACGACGCGCACCAAACGCCGGUGUACGCCCUUUACCAGAUUCCUACCAUCAUCUGCGCGGCUAUAUACUUGACGGCAAUGCACCUGCAGAUACCCCUGCCAGCGAGUUCGCCCCUGUCGUGGUGGGAACUUUUCGAUACGAAUGAGGAAGACGUGUUGAGCGUCAGCGGACACAUCAUGCGCCUUUACCGAGAACGCACGGCAGAGGAGAGACGACGAGUAGUGGGGCUGGUGACGAAAAAGGAAGUCCGAAGGUGGCUAGAAGAAAACAUGACCGCCUCGAAGUAG